UAGGAACGCACAAGCAAGGACUUGCUUUUAUCAUCUAAACUGCAACGGAUUUAAAUAUUAUACUGUUUUCUGAAACGCAGAAAUCGUUGCGUGUUACUUCAGAGACACGAGGUUAUUCAACCAAUGACUAAACGCGAUAUACUUUUUCCGUAUUAUAAAUUAGAUACAAACUGUGAAAUGGUUGUUGCACAUUUUAGAUAGACAUCGUGCAACAAAAAUGUAAUGGAUGCAAAAUUAGUCAAAUAUGUACACCCCUACCUUGAUCUCUGCAAUCAAGUCAUCCUUACUCAUGUUUUGCUUCUCCGUAACUUGGAUUCCAUUUUCUUGCAGGAUCUUCUUACAACAAGGAUCAACACUUUCACUGAUUAAAAUGCGUUUAAUGGAUAUUGGGGCCAUUUUUCUGUUCUCAACAGCUACGGACAAUUUCACAGAUGGGAACCUUUAUGUAAACUGCUGGUGGACAGACACUGAGAAGUUCUCAAUUCAGUUGGUUUUGAAUGAACAUUUCGGAUAAGGACUGCCCCAUUCAGUAAACCCGCCUCUUCUCAUCUCCAGUUUCUGACGUGGAUGCUGAAACAACGAGGCCAUAGAUAGAGAAGCAUAGAUAGGCUACAGCAAUGGUGGAUGAAUUAAGAUGUCCCAUUCAGGCCGUUUACUAUUGAAAAAAAAUGGUCACAGUUCCUGUCUGCUUAGGGUGGCACCAAUGCAUUCGCAGCUGGGUCUGGUCUGCUUAGUUUAUUUAUAUGAACCAGAUUUAAACAGCGAGUAAAAUGCCUCGCUUCAUCUUCAGUCUUUGCUUUAGCCACAUAAAUGACUUUGAUAUAACUUGUUGGACCAGAAAUACGAUACAAUCAUCAACCGGCAAUGUUGUAUAGUAGUGAUACAAUUCUGCUGACUGAGUUUUAAAUUAAAAUGUUAUUCGAAACUUAAGAACAAUUUAAUUUCUGUGCAUGCCUCCCUUUCCUAAACGUGAUAUAAUCGUAGCUGAUUUCUCAAGAAUAUGAGUUCAAAUUGAGUGAGCCAGCUUUCAAAGUCUGUGCUAGUCUAAUUGGGGUGUUAAGCAAAUCACAUGACAGGCCCUUCUCUGUUCAUUACCUCGAAUAAAGAUCUAGGGCGAAACACCACGCCUACUUUUACCCAGUCUUUCUAUGCACUUAGCCGAAAUGAUUUAUCUAGUGGUCUGUGUAUUGUAUUGAAUACAUAUCUAGAUAUUUGAAUUGUUUAUACAUGUAGGCAAUCUUAUGAAAUACAAUGUAACCAUCAACAGAAAAAUUACCUCUACAGAAAUGUGUGAAACGCAUCCAGACAAUCUUUGCUUUUUUUCCGCGUAGAAAUGACACCAUCUGGUGGGAGACAACGGAUUUUUCACUUGCCCGUGGUUCUUCUAUCACUCGCAUUCUGAUUGGUCUCUGUGUGUUCCCAGGUCUCCGCUCUACGCAGCUGGUAUCGGGCCGCAAAGGCGUUGCUAGGAUACAUUGCAACAAAUGUGUCCAUCGUUACUGGAUACAGUCCUACAGAAAACAUUCCGUCAAAGGCGCUUUAUUUUUUACACAACGACGUUGUAAAACUGUCUAGUGACAAGAAAAGUGCCAUGCAACUUUAUGUAAGCUCUGAAUGCUCUUUUUUAGAUUCAUACAAUUGAAACCAAAAUACAUUCAGAUCAAAUGGAAACUGCGACUGUUGUCCGUUUUGGUCGAAGGAGUGGGUCCAGCAAAACAACGCUAGCAGUUGAGGAAAAAAAAGCAAUGCAACCACCAGAUCUUCGACAAGUCACUGUUUUGCCCAAAGCCGAAUGGCUCCGAAUUCAAGGUAGUUUGAAUCAAGGGAAUAAAUACAACGAGAGUCUAAAGGAAGCAACCAAACAACGAGAAGCUAUGCACCUGAGGUCCAAGGAGGUGGUAAAAUUCUGGUCUAACACAAUAGCUGGACAAAGACAAAAGAAACUGGAGGCAAAGAGGAUUCGGGAGGAACUUGAAGAAGAUGAGAAGAAACAGAUGGAUAUUGAGGAGGCUAAAUAUCAGGCGCAAAAGAGGAAAGAAGCUAUUGAAAAGGCCAAAACUCAACAGUACUACGAGACUGAUCGUGUGAAAGGAUUUCAUCGUGCACUCUUGCUGACAGAAGUCCUGAAGGAAAGGGAGGCCCAGAUAGAACUGAAGCAGAGAAAGCAGGAUACCUCCAAAGAUGUGGACAAGGAAAUCAUGGCUAUCAUUAAGUGUAGAGAGGAUGAAGCUUUGCAAAAGGAGCAGCAGAAAGCUUUGCAGAGGAAGCUUGACAUCCAGGCCACAGCAGAAGACUUAAAACAGCAGGCAAAGGAACAUGAGAUGAAUAGAGAACGGGAGAAACUGGAAAACAAGAAAGAGGCUGAGGAACUCCAGCGACUAAAAGAGCUUUUUCUGUGGGAGCAAUGCAUGCAGGAGCAAAAGAAAGAGGAGCAGAAGAGAAAUACCAUGAAAGCUCACAUGGAGCAUCUCUCUAACAGAGAUAUCAUUAGAGCAAUAGAGGCACAAAAGCAAGAGAUGGAAGAGGAGCGCAGGAGGCUUUUUGCAAAUGCAAAACAGAAAAUGGUGAAGUUGAGGAAAGACAAAGAGGAAGAGAUGUUCAGAGAGGUCCAAAUGCACAGGGGAGGGAUCAUGAAUAAACUGGCUGCAAAACAGCAGGAGCAGACGGAAAAUGAGGAACUCAUCGCCAAGGCUAUUGCUCAACGGGAUGCCAGACAGGCACAGCAGCAGAAGGAGAAAGAUGACAAGAGGAUGGCUAUGCUAGACUCAAUUGCCUCACACAGAGAAGCCAUGAAAGAAGAACAGGAGCAGAAGGAAAGAGAACACAACGAGAGAGCUAUUGACAUGCUUUAUGCCAAGAAAGAAGCAGACAGAAUAUUUAUUGAAAAACAACACCUGAAGGCACUGAAAAUGAAAGAGGAUGGAAGAACUUUACAAGACGUCUACAUUCAUCAAAUGGCUGAAAAACGUGCCAAGGAACAGCACACAAGAAAGCAACAACAGGACUUUGAGACCAAAUAUGCAGAGCUCAUUGCUGUGGAGGAGAAGCAGUUCCAGCAGUAUGCAAACAAUGUGAUCGAUACAGCCACCGAGGCCAAGAGAAAUAUUCACCCACUCCGCAAAGCUGCCAGGGAGGGAAUUGGAGGUGGUCUUGGCCCCAUCUUUGGAGGAGUGAGGCCAAGUUACUUGGUUCAAGAUGACACUGGUGUCCAGAUGCCCAAUUACGUCAGCAGUAGAUCUCAGGACAUCAAAGAGCUGAAUGAGACGCGUGAUAUUCAGCAAUCCAAGAAGAGACUUGGAUUCACAUGGUAGACAUCUGUUAAAAAGAGUAACAUGGUCAGGUGAAGCAUGAUUAGAAAAACAAUAAACCAAUGGAAUUCAGCAUUUCCUAAGCAUUUAUGAUAUACACCCUAUUAUGUAAUUUAUUUCACACUCAAAAAACCCACACUUGAUAGGCAAGUACUUGACUGACCUAGUGGGAUGAUUGCAGUCUUUUCAGCGCUCAAAGAUAAUUCAUCUCAGAAAUAUGGAAAUGUAGAGUGUAUAACUGUCUCUGAAAUUAGAUUUUUAGUUUUGUUAUUUUACAUAAUAUACAUACACACAAUUAAAUUAAAACUAGUGCACAAAUUGGGAAACUGCUGAUAAUUUCUAGCCUGGUCCUAGAUCUGUACCUACAUGACAAAGAUAGUCAAGAGUUGGCUAAAGCACAGAUCUGGGACCAGUACAUAUAGUGCAAUGGUUUCAUUUUAAUACAUACGAUUCACACAGAUUAAAAUGUGACAUGUCUAUGUUAUCUUUAUAUCUAUUGUAUCAGUUCACUCUUGUGAAACAUU
Messenger RNA from Oncorhynchus gorbuscha (pink salmon), 3832 nucleotides. RefSeq names its product cilia and flagella associated protein 210 (gene cfap210). The coding region runs from base 1665 to 3311 and encodes 548 amino acids. Lineage: Eukaryota; Metazoa; Chordata; Actinopteri; Salmoniformes; Salmonidae. The record is from RefSeq and is a predicted model, not a curated record. The transcript has 9 exons.